This is a messenger RNA of Eruca vesicaria subsp. sativa (arugula), 4306 nucleotides long. The record is from the annotation of a GenBank genome assembly. Lineage: Eukaryota; Viridiplantae; Streptophyta; Magnoliopsida; Brassicales; Brassicaceae.
AUGAUGAAGACCAAUGCUAAUUCUGAUCCUCGUUCGAGGCUGAAGUGGGACAUAUUCCUCAGUUUUCAGAGAGACAGAAGCCACAGUUUCACGGAUCGUCUCUAUGAAGCGCUCAUCAAGGCACAAGUCCGGGUAUGGAACCAUGACGUUGAACGCAAGGAUCAGGAGCUCGGUCCAAGUCUUGUGGAGGCUAUGGAGGAUUCAGUGGCUUUCAUCGUCAUCUUAUCACCUGACUAUGCCAAGUCUCACUGGUGCCUUGAAGAAUUAGCCAAGCUCUGCGAUAUGAGAUCAUCGCUAGGUCGUCCGCUAUUACCGAUCUUUUACGAGGUUGAUCCAUGGCAUUUUCGGAAACAGAAUCCUUACGAAAAGGAUUUUGAAGAACAUGCCAAAAUAUUUGGCGAGGAGGAGGUACAAAGAUGGAGGGGAGCUAUGAGUGUAAUCGGACAUAUCUCCGGAUUUGUUUACAGAAAAGACUCUGUUGAUGAUGAGAUGAUAGGCCUCUUGGUGAAAAGGGUUUUAUCUGAAGUAAGCAACACACCAGAGAACGUUGGAGAAUACACCGUUGGCUUGGAUUCACGUGUCGAUGAUUUGAUGAAUCUUAUCAACGUUAAAUCCACCUCUGACGUUCAAAUCCUGGGACUUCACGGUAUGGGUGGUAUUGGGAAGACGACACUUGCAAAAGCCUUCUAUAACAAGAUUGUUGCAGACUUCGAGCACCGAGUUUUCAUCUCAAACGUAAGAGAGAGAUCAUCAGACCAUGAUGGCUUACUCAACCUACAAAAGACUUUGAUCAAGGGGCUUCUCCGUUUGGUACCUGAAGUAGAAGAUGUUAACCAAGGCCGAAACAAGAUAAGAGAGAGUGUUUUUGAGAAGAAGAUUCUUGUGGUUUUAGAUGAUGUUGAUAAGGCAGACCAGGUUGAUGCAUUGGUUGGUGAGAGGAGUUGGUAUAGUGAAGGAACUCUUAUAGUCAUCACUACCAGAGAUGAAAAGAUUCUGAGUAAGCUCUUAGUGAAGCAACGGUAUGAAGUCAGGUGUUUGAAUGAGGAGCAGGCCUUGAAGCUGUUUAGUUACCAUUCUCUACGGAAAGAAAAACCAACAGAGGGUUUAUUAGAGCUGUCCAAGAAGAUUGUCAAAAUAUCAGGUUUAUUACCACUAGCACUUGAAGUAUUUGGUUCUCUUUUGUAUGACAAGAAGGAAGAAAAAGAAUGGCAAACUCAACUAGAGAAGCUCAAAAAUACUCAACCAGGCAAUCUUCAGGAUGUUCUGAAGCUGAGUUUUGAUUCUCUAGACGAUGAAGAGAAGAAAGUGUUCCUAGACAUUGCGUGUCUCUUUCUUAAAAUGCAGAUAACUAAAGAGGAAAUUGUUGAUGUAUUAAACGGUUGUGGGUUUAACGCUGAAGCUGCUCUCAGUGUUCUCAGACAGAAGUCUCUUGUUAAGUUCAUAUCAGACAAUCAUCUUUGGAUGCAUGAUCAGAUUAGAGACAUGGGAAGGCAGUUAGACCUUAAAGAAACCCCUGGGGAUACUAGAAUGAGAAGUAGACUUUGGGACCGUGCUGAGAUCAUGACUGUAUUGAACAAUGUGAAGGAGACAUCAUCUAUCCAAGGAAUUGUACUUGACUUUAAUAAAGUAGGAACGGAUCGGAGUGCAGAGAACACUGCGUUGAGGAAUCUACAUGAAAAAACAGGCAUCACAACUGUGUUUAGUUACUUGAAGAAUAAGGUUUUAGGAUUUCCAUCAGAGGAAAAGCCAAAAACCACUGAGAUCACCAUUCCUGUAGAGCCUUUUGCACCAAUGACAAAGUUGAGACUUCUUCAGGUUAAUCAUGUGGAGCUUGCAGGAGAUCUUAAACUUCUUCCAUCUGAACUCAAGUGGAUGCAGUGGAGAGGCUGUCCAUUAAAAGUUGUUCCACUGAAUCUUCUUGCUGGGCAACUUGCUGUUCUUGAUCUUGCAGAGAGUGGUAUUAGAAGCAUCCAGAGUUCGCGUAGCAGAGGGGUGGAUGGGAACUUGAAGGUUGUCAAUUUGCGUGGUUGCCACAGCUUAGAAGCCAUUCCUGAUUUAUCAAACCAUAAGUCCCUACAGAAGCUUGUCUUUGAACGGUGCAUGCGUCUGGUGGAAGUUCCUAGAUCAGUUGGUACCUUGAGAGCAUUACUUCACCUGGAUUUCAGAAACUGUCCAAACCUCACUGAGUUUCUUGAGGAUGUUUCUGGACUGAAGAGUCUUGAAAAGCUCUACCUCUCUGGCUGUUCAAAUCUGAGUGUGUUACCAGAAAACAUCGGUUCCAUGCCAUGUUUGAAAGAGCUUCUUCUUGAUAAAACUGGGAUAAACGAGUUACCAGAAUCGAUUUUCCGCCUUGAAAAUCUUCAAAAGCUUAGCUUAAAGAGCUGCAGAUCUAUUCAAGAGCUACCUGAGGGCAUAGGAAUGUUGACAUCACUGGAGGAGCUAGAUCUUAGUAGCACUUCACUGCAAAGUCUUCCGAAUUCUAUUGGAUAUCUAAAAAAUCUCCAGAAGCUGAGUUUGAUGCACUGUGGAUCCCUUUCUAAGAUACCUGACGCUAUCAAUGAGCUCAGAUCAUUGAAGAAACUAUUCAUCUACGGAAGUGCAGUGGAGGAGCUACCUCAAAGCCUAGGCUCACUGCCAUGUUUGACUGACUUUUCAGCAGGAGGAUGCAAACUUCUGAACCAUCUUCCAAGUUCUAUUGGUGGGUUAAAUUCUCUUAUAGAACUUGACCUGGAUUGGACACCAAUUAAGACUCUACCAGAGGAGAUUGGUGACUUGCACUUUAUCCAAAAGCUUGCGUUGAGGAACUGCAAGUCUCUCAAGGUUCUUCCUGAAUCAAUAGGAAACAUGGACACACUCCAUAGCUUGUUCCUUACUGGGUCCAACAUUGAGAGACUUCCUGAAACUUUUGGCAAGCUUGAAAACCUAGUCUUACUCCGAAUGAACAACUGUAAAAUGAUCAAGAGGCUUCCUGAAUCAUUUGGAGACUUGAAGUCGCUUCACCAUCUGUACAUGAAGGAAACUUCAGUGCUAGAGCUGCCAGAAAGUUUUGGAAACCUCUCAAAUCUAAGGGUGUUGCAUAUACUGAAGAAGCCUCUCUUUAGAAGUUCUCCAGGUACAAGUGAAGAACCUAGUUUUGUUGAAGUACCAAACUCUUUCUCAAACCUCUUGUUGCUUGAGGAAGUGGAUGCUAGAGGUUGGGGAAUAUGUGGUAAAGUCCCUGAUGGUCUUGGGAAGCUUACAUCUCUUAAGAAACUAGAACUAGGGAAUAACUAUUUUCACAGUCUUCCAUCUAGCCUUGAGGGGCUGUCAAAUCUCAGCAAAUUUACAUUGUAUGACUGCCAAGAGCUGAAGUGUGUCCCCCCUCUUCCAUGUAACUUGGAGGAGCUAAACCUGGCAAACUGCUUUUCAUUGGAGAGUAUAUCCGACCUCUCAAAGCUGCAGAUCUUGGAUGAGCUCAAUCUCACAAACUGUGGGAAAGUGGAUGAUGUUCCAGGCCUAGAGCACUUGACGGCUCUGAAAAGAUUAUACAUGAGCGGCUGUAACUCUAGGUUCUCUGUUGCAGUAAAGAAUAGACUUUCCAAGGCUUCAUUGAAAAUGAUGAAGAAUCUGAGCUUACCUGGGAACAGAAUCCCUGACUGGUUCUCACAAGACCCACUCACAUUCUCUCCUCAACCCAACAGAGAGCUCAGAGGUGUAAUCCUGGCCGUUGUUGUGGCUCUUAACCAAGACUGCAUAGAUGACUACCAGCUGCCUGAUGUGCUGGAGGUUCAAGCCCAAAUUCUAAAACUUGAUCAACCCUUAUACACCCACACAUUGCACCUCUCUGGAGUGCCUAGAACAAGUGAUGAUCAACUCCAUAUCUGCAGAUACCCAGCUUUGCACCCAAUGGUUUGGACGUUUAAAGACGGGUACACCAUACAAGUUGUUAAACGAGAGCCACCAAUCAAAGAAGGUGUUGAGCUAAAGAUGCAUGGGAUUCAUCUAGUUUAUGAAGGGGAUGAUGAUUUUAAAGGUGAAGAACAUCUAUUGAAAGAGACACAGCUCACUGUUUCUCAGAAGCUUGCCAAUUUUUUCAGAUCUUUUGAAGAAGGUGAAGCCAGCUCAAUAAGUGAAUCUGCUUGAUACUCUAACAUGGUACAGUCUCUCUCAUUAUUGUAAUGGAUGGUGUGGACAAGUUUAUAUGAUUGGUGUUUUUAACUUUGUGGAAGUUUGAAAAAUAGUCUUUCAUAUUUGUGUGAUAAUUAAACCAUACAAUAUUAUUAUGUUGAUGUUAUGGUGUGAAUUGUGAAAUGAUUGACAUCAUUGU